Messenger RNA from Owenia fusiformis, 3646 nucleotides. The record is from the annotation of a GenBank genome assembly. Lineage: Eukaryota; Metazoa; Annelida; Polychaeta; Sabellida; Oweniidae.
AUGUCGCAAGUCGGUAUACAGAGCCGACCCGGCACUCAGAUGAGUCUGAAACGGGUAGGAAUAGAAAUACAACACCCUCUUAGCAGAUUGGGAAACCCUGAGAGAUUGGAUAUACAAGCAAUGGCUAUCACAACUCCAAGGCCAGGAUCCGAAAUGGGACUUGUUUCACAGAAUCGUGGGGUGUCUGCCUCUGGCCGUUCUAUGGCUAAUGAAGUAGAAUACCCCAAAUCUCUACAAUCACCCAGAAAGUCACAUAGUUCCACCGGGAGGAUGUCAUCACAAAAUCGUAUUCCACAUUUUUCUACAACAGGAUAUGCCGAUGCUAUACCUGAGGGGGUAGAGGUCACACAGGGGGACCCAAGUAAAACUAGACUACCAGUGUUCGGUGUGCCAGCCACCAGUAGGAGUGAUGUUGCCUCUAGAGCUGCUAGCAGAAUGUCUACAGCUUCAGCCCAAGCAAGACUAGAGAUUGAUGAGCUGGAAUCUGUGUUGAAGGACAAAGCAAACCACCACUACUUUGAACUGAGGAAGCGCUUUAAAGACAAUGACCCUGAAGGCAAGGGCAACUGCAGCCGAGAGGCACUCUCCAGAAUCGUAGUAACUCUAAUUGGCCGCCCACUGAACCAAGUUGUGUUUGGUCGCCUUAUGAAUCGAUUGGGACUUGGACAAAGAGCAGUUAUAAGUUUCGCAGACUUCUUCAAAGUUUUCCGAGAGCGCCAUGACAGUGAAUAUCCAAACUGGAUGGACCCUAUCCAGAGAACCUUCAGUGACAAGGCUAACACAACUGCUGAUGAGGUCCACAUACAGUUAAAAGAGAAGGCCAAACAAAGAAUUCUUGAUGCAGCUGACAUGUUCCCGCAAUCAAAUCCAGAUGGAGCCACACAUAUCCUGAAGCCGGAGUUCCGCAUUAUGUUGAACAAAAACAAUUAUUUCUUGGAUGAUGACGAGUUUGAUCGAUUAUGGAAACGCUAUGACCCUACUAACAGUGGUACCAUAAAUGGAGCCAACCUGAUGAGAAAACUGGGAGUGUCUGUGCAACACCGUGGUAGCACAGCUGGUGACAGACUUAGUCCCAUAGAUGAUGACAAACUAUCACCUCGCAGUCCAACGCAGCGAAAAAUUCCACGCAAGGUCCAAGAACGCCAAAGAUCCUUGCAUGUUGAGUCAUGGUUGAAAACUAAAUUCAGAGAAGGCUUUAAGUCUAUGAAGGGUGCAUUUGCAGAGCAUGAUAAAGAUCAUAAAGGAAUCGUCAGCUUUGAUGUCUUUCUGAAUGUAUUGAAUAAAUAUGGCUUGAAACUUGAUCGUCCCCACUUAUCCGAGUUCUGCUCCAGAUGUAAUAUUGUGCCCAAAAAAGAUGGAGUUCCAUACAAGGAUUUCUUGUCCCGAUUCCAGGAUAGAAGUGAAGCUGGAAUGACACAUAACAUCCUUAGCAACUCAAAUCAUAAGUACAACAGGUCACAGACACCAGGAGCGAGGUCAUCACUGAGUGCUAUAGAGUCAAACCUAAUGAACCUCUUCCAGAGAGAGUUUCUUCAACUCCUAGGCACAUUCCACAAGGUUGACCAACAAAACACUGAUCUUCUCUCACAGGAAGCCUUCAGGGCAGCCAUCGAGAGUCGCUUUAAUCUUGGUAUGACUGAUGAACAAUUCCAGACAUUUAUUGAGCAUGUGCCUUUAAACCAUGAGGGCAUGGUGAAAUAUGCUGACUUCAUGGCACAGUUUGAUACAAGAGGUCAAGCUCCAAGCCUUUUUGACAGUAAAUCAGUAAUAAUCCAACCUGAGGUUAUGUCUCCUGAGCCCUUUGGUGAUCAUGAGGUUGACCGUCUUGUGAUGGAGUCACCACCCCUAGAGGCUGAUGCUGCCCCCAGGCGCCCCACCCAUGAACUGUUUAAGAUCAUCAAGCAGCUGCUCACCACCAAAUAUGAGCAGGUAGAGAGAGAGUUCCAGGAUAUUGAUGAGUGGAACAGCAAGAGGUUGAACCAAGAGACAGCUUACAAGUUAUUACAAAGGUUUAACCUGGACCCUGAGAUCAGCAGAGGUGAGGUACGAAGUCUGUGGAAGACCCUCAUAACAAACAAAGACAAGUCUCUCAACUUCCAGGAGUUCACACGCCACUUUGGCUUCUCUCUCAAAUCUGCUGCCUACCCCAAUGCCAAACUUUCACCCCCAAAGAAGGGAGACGUUGACUUCCAAAUUAGAUCACGAAAACUAAACUGUGCUGCAGAUAUGCUACAUGAUAAUCUCAAAUCAAAGAUUGACUACAUGUGGGAGGACCUACACAAGGAGUUUACUGAGAUGGACCCCUACAAGACCUGCUAUAUCAGCAAAGAUGAGUUCACAGAUGUUCUUCAGGAGCUCUGUGUUUAUCUUGGUGACCAUGAACUUAAAUUGCUUACAGAAAAGUUUGAUGUCAAGAAGGAUGGAAGAGUUAAUUAUGUGGAAUUCUUGAAACCUUUUGCUGCCAAACGACAGACAUGGCGCCAUGGCAACAACCUGCUCUCCAUGCUGCAGCACCCAGUCUCGGAAAUGCCCAUGUCAGACAUUCCCGAGCCCCCACAGAAUGGUCUUACUGGACUCACUUCAAAACUCAGGCAAAAGCUAUCUGGAGACUGGAAGAAUCUAAGGCGAGCCUUCAAGAAACUAGACAAGAUAAACAGUGGCUAUCUCUCAGUGCCUGAGUUCAGAUCUGUACUGAAACUAUGUAACAUUAUACUUGAUGAAGAUGAUGUAUAUCAAGUAAUGCAAAGCUUUGAUGAGGAAAUGACUGGAAAAGUGUCAUACCAUAAAUUCUUAAAUGAGACCUUCCAAGCUGCUAUCCCUCCUAAACGGAGACUAGAUCAGAGUAUAGCGGAAAAAUAGGCAAAGGGCCAUUAGUUUGGAUCAUUAUUGGCGGUCUUGAAAGCAUUGAAGGGUGAAUUACCAUUGCAGUAUGAGAACAAUUUAUUCAUACCUAAGUUUUUGACAGCUCUGUGUGCUUUGUAUGUCUCAAAUACAUAGAACUGGAAAGCUGAAUUCUCUGUCUAUACUUAAAUAUAUCAAAGUUGCAUUUAAUAAAGAAUUACAUAUUUUUUAUGAUUCAAACCCAUAACGGUAUUAUAUUGUGAAGUCAUUUAAGUUGUAAGGAGCAACAUAAUCAUGACAUUAAUUGUGCAAUGUAUUUGUAAAUAAAGAAUGUAGUCUUGCAUUAAGACCAAUGCUGUUUAACUCCACUCUCACCAGGCUGUCUGGGAGGAAUAGAGCAGGAAUAUGGACUUGUUCCAGGACUAACUGACGAUUGAUUUUAUGCACCAAAUAAAUAUAUUUAUAUGGCACUAUAAUAAUUAUGCAUAAUGGUGAUGUAUUUUGCAAGUGACAUUUUUGGAUUACAUCUAUUUAAAUCAAAUGGAUGUUGUAUACUCCUAUGACAUUCAGAGACUAUUGCAUCAGUGGACCUACUGGUUACAAGCUGGUCAUGUAAUGAACACAUAACAAACAUGAAAUGUAUAUUUAAAAAUAUAAGCAUAUUUUUUAUUGAAUGAAAAACUGUAAAGAGGUCUAAGUACAGAUGUUUGGAAUAAAAGUCUGCACAUGAUACAAAUCAACAAAAUCAUAUGUUAUGUUAAAACUUAUUUAUAACAAUAACAAACAAGGCACAGGGUGAACAAUA